AUGGUGACACCUCCAUUCGUACCCAAUAUUGAUUGGAAUAAUCAAUAUGAUAAUAUUAUUGAUAAUAAACCUAUAGAUACAAUGACUCAUAUUCCAUCACAACUGUCGAAAGAUUCAUAUUCACAUUCACAUCCAUACCCACAACCGCAUACACAUUCGCAUCCCUAUGAUACCUCACAUAGCCAUUCGCAUGCAUUUCUCGAAUAUAAUUACAAUGUGCUGACCCCCACGGGGAAUGAUAAUAUAAUGGUGCAAGGCCAUGCUGUGAGCAUUGAAGGGACGUUGGGAACAGUGACAAACCCGGAGAAUAUUCAUUUAGCUUUGUUAAAUAAUAAAAAUGAAGACAAUAAAUUGAUUCAUUUGGAUCCGGUACCGAACUUCUUGGAUAAAGCAGAUAUUAAACCGUGGUUACAAAAAAUUUUUUAUCCUCAAGGUAUCGAACUCGUUAUUGAACGAUCGGAUAAUACAAAAGUCGUGUUUAAAUGUAAAGCUUCAAAGAGAGGGAAAAAUGCUAAAGAACCUAUGUUUUCUAAUGAUCAUCAUGAAAAAUUAUCAAAACACGAUCAUAAUAAUAGCAAUACUUCGGAAGAUGAUUCACCUCAGGAGGAUUCAACAGGACAGAAAAAGGAGAAGAAAAAGAAAAAGAAAAGAUCUGUAUCACGAUUUAAUGUUUGUCCAUUUAGAAUAAGAGCCACAUAUUCUUUAAAAAGGAAAAAAUGGGGGAUAGUCGUAUUAAAUAAUUCACAUUCUCAUGAUUUGGAAUUUAAUCCAAAUUCAGAAGAAUAUAAAAAAUUUAAAGAUAAAUUGAAAUCUGAUAAUGAUGUUGAAGCAAUUAAGAAAUUCGAUGAAUUGGAAUAUAGAAUUAGAGUUCAUUUACCAAUUCAAAAUACAAUGAUUCCAUGUGAUUGUGGUAUGACUAGUGAAAUUCAAAGUUUUAAUAUUGUGUUACCAAAUACAUCAUCUUCAACAACAACAACAACCAAAAAUAAUUUGAUUCAUAAACCACAAUUAAAAAAGAAAAUAACUGAUUCUCUAUUACAACAAACAGCUAAAAAGAAAUUCAUUGCAGUUCAUUAUAAUAACGAAAAUAAAUCAAAUUCAAAUUCAAAUUCAAAUAUAAAACAAGAAAAUCAAUUACCAACGGUUUCUAAUAUACCAGAUUUCAUAGAUGAUCCAUUUGAUCAAGCUAAAAAUUAUGAUUCUACGGAUAAUUUCCUUUAUACAAAUAAUUCGAGUCUGCUUCCAAUGACAUUAACAGAAUCUGAAGAUAUUAUGGAUCUGAAUGAAAUAGAUUUUACAAAUAUUUUCACAAAAUCCUUCAAUGGUAAUAUGAAUAUUCAAUCAACAACUACACCAACGACAAUAGAGAAUGAUACAUCUCAUGGUAUAGCGUCAAACGAAACAAAUCAUAAUGGAUUAACUAGGACUGAGUUGGAUUUAAUUGAUAAUUUGACACCGGUUUCAUCAUUAUCUAUGUUCCACAAUGAUUAUAUUAAUCAUACAGAAUCUAUAUUAAAUGAACCACAAAGUCGUUUAGGUUCUAAUCAUACACCGGCAAUGAAUUAUUCAAGUCCACAUCAUAUUGCAAGAAAUGUUGGAAUGCAACCAAUAAAUGGCUCAAAUGAUUCACAGAUGCAACAUUUACCAAAUAUUCUCCAACCAAACCAUACAGGUAUUCCACAUAAAGGUAGCCCGUUAUAUUUGAACAAAGAACUGGACAUCUUGCACACAACAAACUCACCUUCUCCCAGUGUAAUGUCAAGAGAUGUUUUUGAUAUGGAAAACUAUCAAAUAAAGAAUGAACCACCAGAACAUCUUCCCUCUGAUAUAAAUAUUCAAGCCCAUCUGAACGUAAGUGACGACCCACUAGUUAAGAUUCAUGAAUCUGACGAUCAGAUAAAUAACUGGUUAUCAUCUUUGUAUCAACCACAUUGA
Maudiozyma barnettii is the source of this 1935-nucleotide messenger RNA. RefSeq names its product DNA-binding transcription factor AFT1 (gene AFT1). Lineage: Eukaryota; Fungi; Ascomycota; Saccharomycetes; Saccharomycetales; Saccharomycetaceae. Gene Ontology annotation, molecular function: DNA-binding transcription factor activity, RNA polymerase II-specific. The coding region runs from base 1 to 1935 and encodes 644 amino acids. The record is from RefSeq and is a predicted model, not a curated record. The transcript has a single exon.